Molecule: messenger RNA, 2223 nt
Organism: Coturnix japonica (Japanese quail)
Lineage: Eukaryota; Metazoa; Chordata; Aves; Galliformes; Phasianidae
Product: multidrug and toxin extrusion protein 2-like
Biological process (GO): xenobiotic detoxification by transmembrane export across the plasma membrane
Cellular component (GO): membrane
Molecular function (GO): xenobiotic transmembrane transporter activity; antiporter activity
Source: RefSeq, a predicted model, not a curated record
GGCAGGCAGCUGGAGCCAAUGGGGCCGCCUCGUCUUGGCCAACGCCGCACUGGGAUGAGAACGGCCCAGAACACUCACAGCCAGCAGCCAGCAGCGGGCGGACCCACCGACACUCCAUCUCUGCUGGAACAGGAGGACGACCUUCUUGCCCACCGGACACAGCAGAGCAGGAGCGGCAGAAUGAAGCGGCCCGAGGAGAACGGCAUCAGCGACGGGACAGCUGGUGGCAGCAGGAAGAAACGCCGCUGGAUGCGGCGCCUGAUCCCAGCCAGCUUCUGGGAGGAUGCGAAGAAGCUGCUGGUGCUGGCGGGGCCACUGAUCCUGAUCCAGCUGCUGAUUUUCUUGAUCCACCUGGUCAGCUCCAUCUUCUGUGGCCACCUGGGCAAGGUCGAGCUGGCUUCUGUCACACUGGCCAUCGCGGUUAUAAAUGUCACUGCCAUCUCUGUAGGAUACGGUCUGUCUUCAGCAUGUGAUACCUUGAUAUCGCAGACCUAUGGCAGCAGGAACCUGCUGCGCGUGGGGGUGAUCCUGCAGCGUGCCAUCCUCAUCCUCCUGCUCUGCUGCUUCCCCUGCUGCGCUGUGCUCAUCAACAUCGAGCAGCUCCUGCUGCUCAUCCGCCAGGACCCCGAAGUCUCCAGGUUAACCCAGCUCUAUGUGAUGGCAUUCGUCCCUGCUCUCCCAGCGGUAUUUCUGUAUAACCUGGAGACCAGGUACCUGCAGAACCAGAUGAUCAUGUGGCCUGUGGUGCUGAGCGGGCUCAUCGGCAACAUAGUCAAUGUGAUCGCCAACUCCAUCUUCCUCUAUGUGUUCCACCUGGGGAUUGUGGGUUCUGCCUGGGCCAACACCAUUGCUCAGUACUCUCAAACCAUUUUCUUGUUCCUGUACAUUGUAGGCAAGAAGCUCCAUGAGAAGACUUGGGGAGGCUGGUCCAAAGAGUGCCUGCUGGAGUGGGACAGCUUCACCUCCCUGGCCAUCCCCAGCAUGCUCAUGAUGUGCAUUGAGUGGUGGACCUAUGAAAUCGGCAGCUUCUUGAUAGGGCUGCUGAGUGUCGUGGAGCUGUCAGCACAGUCUGUGAUCUAUGAGGUGUCUGUCGUUGCCUUCAUGAUCCCCCUGGGGCUCGGCACAGCUGCCAGUGUGCAGGUGGGGAAUGCUCUGGGUGCCGGUGACAUCGAGGUGGCCAAGAGGUCCUCCUCCACCAGCAUGCUCUGCACAGGGGGGUUUUGCAUUGCUGUAGGAGCCAUUUUAGCUGCCACAAAGGACGUGCUGGGAUAUAUCUUUACCAAUGAAAAGGAGAUCAUCGACUUGGUGGCCUGGGUCAUGCCUGUCUACGUCGUCUUCCACUUGUUUGAAGCCACGUGUUGUGCCUGUGGCGGGGUGCUCAGGGGUGCAGGGAAGCAGAAAUUCGGUGCCAUCCUCAACGCUGUGAGCUACUAUGGUGUGGGACUGCCCCUGGGGGCCGUGCUGCUCUUCGUGGCCAGGAUCGGUGUCAUAGGGCUGUGGCUCAGCAUGCUGGUCUGUGUCUCCAUGCUCUGCACCUGCUUCCUCAUCUACAUCUGCCGCAUGGACUGGAGGAAGGCAGCCGAGGAGGCUCAGCGCCGUGCAGGAGUGACCCCGCAGCAGCUUGAGGAGCAGCACCAGAACCCCGAGCCCCACAACAAGGGACCAUCCCUGAUGCCCCACACUCACCUUCCUGCUGCAGCGGUGCGGGGCUGCGUAGCGGGAGUGGAUGCGCAGAACGGCGUGGUGCUCACGGGCAUCACCAGGACGGAGGGUGCCAACUUCCAGGAGGAGCCGCGGGGAGCGAUGCGGGGCUCUGAGCUCAGCCGGGGGCUGAUCCUGCGCCGGGCAUUGGCGGCGGCAGCGUCCAUCGCAGUGCUCGCACUCGGCGUUGUAAUAAAGCUCGUGACCAGCAAACACUGACCUGCAGCAGGGCUCAGGGACUUGGCUUUGGGGACCGAAGCCCCUCUUGGCUGAUGGAUGCGCAAAGCACAGACCGGGCUGCACCUUCACGUCCCGUAGGGUUCAGCCUUUGGCGGGGUCUCAUCGGCUCCUGAUUGGGAACGGCCCUGCAGCUGCUCCAACGCCAGAAGCACCGUUCCAGGCUGCUACACCGAGCAAUGCAGGCGUCCCCUUCCUGCCCAUGCUGCAGCUCUCACCCACUGAUCGGAGCUGAGUGUGGCUCACACCGCUGCUCUGACAAUGCCAAAUAAAGAAUGAACUCAG